AAAACACCGCGGAUCCGGGUCGGGGAGUCCCGAGCAGUCCCGGAGGCGCCGAGCAGGGAGCAAGGAAACAUGAGUUGGGCAGCGAGGAAAAGAGGAAAGCCCAACAGAGGAGGGGGACGAGGGAGAGGAGGCGGUGGGAAACGAGGAGGCAGCAGUGGCCAUUCCAACAAGCCUCAACUUGGUGGAAAUAGGAAAUGUUCAACCAAAAAUUGGGACGAUGGAGAGGAUUUUUGUCUCUUUGAGGAACCAAGGCUAGAAUCCAGAUCGAGUGCCCCUGCCAGAAGCGGAGGGCAAAUGAAGCAGAGAUCUGAAGCAAGGAUGCCCCUGCAGACCAUACACAUGACAUCAGAGAACCAGAGAAGAGUGAAAGAACUUCUUCAAGAGCUGCAAGGGCAGGAGCUGGCUCCUGAAUCAGAUGUAGCUGGAGAAGAUGAUGACGAGCCCGAUUACCUCGAUGAUGAACAGUGCUGGUCAACAGAACAGGAAGCUUCUGAUGUGAUGCCAAGGUUGUCUGCUGAGCCAGCCGAGCACAGAAUUGUAGACAGCGAAGUGUCUUCAUUUGCUGUGCACAAGCUCUCCAGGUAUGGUUUUGACUGUGAGCGUUGUAGGGCGGUGCUGAGAUCCUGCAACGGUAAUAUUGGGGCAUCACUGGAGUAUUUGCUAUUGCAGUGCUUCUCUGAAAGGUAUGGAGAGAAGAUGCAGGUUUCUGCUGCAGCUGCUGAAGCCAGUCAAGAGGAAUGUUUAGAGCAGAGACAAGAAGAAGCUUUUGCCCUCCGGUCGAUUUAUGGAGAAAAAUUUGUAGAAAGGAUUAAAAAUCGUGUUUGGACUUUUAGUUUGGAGUUGGACUACCUAGCACACAGGCUCAGCAAAUCUAAACAAAAAAGUACAAAGGACGCAGAAAAACAGACUUCAAAGGAAAUAUGUAAAUUUUACCUCCAAGGAGGCUGCAGGUUUGGUUCAAAAUGCAGAUUUAGACACGAGUUCCCUCCAAACCAUCCACUAAACGCAUCCAAGAACUCUGUGGACGAUGCUCAUCUCAGACAUAGUGAUGGUCCCGUAUAUGAGCUUGAAGUAAGGUUUCCUGACGAGAACAAGUAUCCUCUUCAGGCUCCUCUUGUGGCGUUUUACUCCACUGAUGAGAACCUGCCUCUUGCUUGUCGUCUGCACGUUGCUGAAUUCCUCUUUGGAAAGGCCUUGGCAGCUGCAGAGUCUCAGGAGCCGGUGGUGUACGCCUUGGUGACGUGCUUGGAAGAUGAACACGAGAUCAGUGAGCUGCUGAGCAAUACUCAGCACAAGUUCAGCGUUCCUCCUGUAAAGCCACGGACAGAGAGUGCACCUGCUUCAAAUCAGCAAGCUGAAGCCUCAACAGUGCCGGAGCCUCAGGAAGAGGAGGUGGUGGCAGAAGAGGAGGAGGAAGAAGAACAAGUUGUUGUGGAGAAUGAGAGUUACGUGAACUUGAAGAAGAAGCUUUCCAAGAAGUAUGAUGUGCAGGCAAAGUCUCUGUAUAACGAAAACGUUAAAAUCUGCGCGCAGUUCCGGCAGAAGAAGUCUUCCAGGCACUUCCAGGCCAUGCUGUAUGAAAGACAAAAGCUCCCUGCAUGGCAAGAGAGAGAAAACAUUCUGGGUUUGCUUGAGAGUCACCAAGUUCUUGUUGUGAGUGGCAUGACAGGAUGUGGGAAAACCACUCAGAUUCCGCAGUUUAUCUUGGAUGCUUCAUUGCAAGGCUCUCCAAAUGGAGUUGCAAACAUCAUUUGCACUCAGCCUCGCAGGAUCUCUGCCAUUUCUGUGGCUGAACGUGUUGCCAAGGAAAGAACAGAAAGGAUUGGACUCACUGUUGGGUAUCAGAUCCGCCUGGAAAGUGUAAAGUCCUCAGCUACCAGGCUUUUGUACUGCACUACUGGUGUGCUGUUGAGAAGGCUGGAAGGAGAUCUGACUUUGCAGGGAGUCACUCAUGUUAUUGUUGAUGAAGUUCACGAGAGAACAGAAGAAAGUGACUUCCUGCUGCUGGUUUUGAAGGAUAUAAUGGUUCAGAGGCCGGACCUGCGCAUUAUACUGAUGAGUGCCACCCUGAACGCUGAGCUCUUCUCUCAGUACUUCCACUCCUGUCCAAUCAUCAACAUACCAGGUCGAACAUUUCCUGUGGACCAGUUUUUUCUGGAAGAUGUGAUUGCGCUGACAAGGUAUGUUUUAGAGGACAGCAGUCCCUACAGGAGGAAGGUAAAGCAAGAACAGAAUGGGAGACACAAAAGAACUGCAUUUGAAGAAGUAGAGGAAGACCUGAGGCGUGCUGGCCUUCUGGAAACCACAGACACCAUGGUCAGAGAUUCAGACCCAGACCAGAAAUUAACUCUGAAGCAGCUCCUUAUACGAUAUAAAGGGGUUAACAAAGCAGUGUUGAAAACAAUGUCUGUGAUGGACUUGGACAAAGUUAAUCUGGAAUUAAUUGAAGCCUUGCUGGAAUGGAUAGUUGCUGGCAGACAUUCAUACCCCCCCGGUGCUGUGUUGAUAUUUUUGCCUGGCCUAGCAGAAAUCAAGAUGCUUUACGAGCAACUUCAGACUAAUGCUCUUUUUAAUAACAGGCACAGCAAGAGGUGUGUGGUUUAUCCACUUCAUUCCUCCCUGUCCAGCGAAGAGCAGCAGUCUGUGUUCCUCAGGCCUCCUGCAGGAGUUACCAAAAUCAUCAUCUCCACCAACAUAGCAGAGACAUCUGUCACCAUCGAUGACGUGGUCUAUGUGAUUGACUCUGGAAAAAUGAAAGAGAAGAGAUACGACCCAGGCAAAGGGAUGGAAAGUCUGGAGGACACCUUUGUGUCCAAGGCCAACGCUCUGCAGAGGAAAGGGCGGGCAGGACGCGUGGCCUCGGGCGUCUGCUUCCACCUCUUCAGCAGCCACCACUUCAACCAUCAGCUUGUGAAACAACAGCUGCCAGAGAUACAGAGAGUGCCCUUGGAGCAGCUCUGUCUGAGAAUUAAGAUCCUGGAGAUGUUUUCUGAGCAGAGCCUUCACUCUGUUUUAUCCCGACUGAUCGAGCCCCCCAGGACUGAGUCUUUGCAGGCAUCGAAGGUGCGGCUGCGGGACCUGGGAGCGUUAACUCCUGAUGAAAAGCUCACCCCUUUGGGAUAUCACUUGGCCUCUCUGCCUGUGGAUGUCAGGAUUGGCAAACUGAUGCUGUUUGGCACCAUCUUCCGCUGCCUGGAUCCUGCGCUGACCAUAGCAGCCAGCCUGGCCUUCAAGUCACCUUUUGUGUCACCGUGGGAUAAAAGGGAAGAAGCCAACAAAAAGAAGCUGGAGUUUGCAGUAGGAAACAGUGACUACCUGGCUCUUCUCCAGGCCUAUAAGGGAUGGCGUUUAAGCAUCCAAGAGGGCUCUCAAGCAAGCUACAACUACUGCAGGGAGAACUUUCUGUCAGGAAGAGUUCUUCAGGAAAUCGCCAGUCUGAAGAGGCAGUUUGCAGAGCUGCUCUCUGACAUUGGCUUUGUGAAGGAGGGAUUGAGAGCCAGGGAUAUUGAGAAGAAGUGGUCUCAAGGAGGUGAUGGCGUGUUGGAUGCCACAGGAGAGGAGGCAAAUUCGAAUGCAGAGAACAUCAAGCUGAUCUCAGCUAUGCUGUGUGCUGCACUGUAUCCCAAUGUUGUCCAGGUGAAAAAGCCAGAGGGUAAAUACCAGAAGACCAGCACAGGAGCAGUCAGAAUGCAACCAAAAGCAGAAGAGCUGAAGUUUGUCACUAAAAAUGAUGGUUAUGUUCAUAUUCAUCCUUCAUCUGUGAAUUAUCAGACCAGGCACUUCGAGAGCCCGUACCUGGUGUACCACGAGAAGAUCAAGACGAGCCGCGUGUUCAUCCGGGACUGCAGCAUGGUGUCGGUGUACCCGCUGGUGCUGCUGGGGGGCGGCCAGGUGCACGUGCAGCCGCUCAAGGGGGACUUUGUCAUCUCCCUGGAUGACGGCUGGAUACGCUUCGUGGCUGCCUCUCACCAGGUGGCUGAGCUGGUGAAAGAGCUGCGCUGCGAGCUGGACCAGCUGCUGCAGGAUAAAAUCAGGAACCCCAGCAUGGAUUUGUGCCUGUGCCCCCGCGGCUCUCGGAUCAUCGGGAUGAUCGUCAAGCUCGUGACCACGCAGUGAGGUCAGAACGUGGGUAAAGAGUUUUCUUUUUGUAAAGAAUCGCCCACGGCCACUGCCUGGCACAGACCAAGUAACAUCAGUGUCCUGAUGUCGUACCUAUUGGUCCCAAACGUGGCAUCGGCCUCUGGAAGAAAAGGUUGGCAACUGUACUGUUGAGUUUUGGGUUUUUUUUCUUUUGUUUGCUUGCUUGUUGAAAUUCAGGUGGCUUACAGUAGACUGUGAAAUGGGAAAAUGGCAACUCUUCCAGAAGGAAUAGAAACCUCUGAGUGUUUUUUCUGGGAGUAUACCCUGGCAGUCCUGCAUUCUGGUCACACAAACACCUGCUAGCCAGCUGUUUCUCCAACAGUCAUGGCUGGAGGCAGCAUGUGCCAUAGGGGGCUGCUCCCAAAUUGGUUCAAACUCACUUCUGCAGUUCGAUUACUGAGGCAGUUUUGGCUGAGCGGAGAUCCUCUGUUUACAGUUCAACCCAGGGCUCUUGUACAAGUGAGCACCUUUUGAUUUGUGUCAAGAGGUUCUGAAAUUCAGAGCAUGUCCUGUGGUGAGGAGAUGGACUGGCUCAGUGUGGUGUUGGAGCAGUGCAGGCUGCUGUGGUGACAUACUGUGAUAAGUUAGCUGAAACUCCAUUUUCUUCAUGUGGGAAAAGCCAAUUCUUUAUUCACAUCACUUCUUUUAUACAGUUUUCACACACCUCGUGUGUAACACCCAUUGGCUGGUAGUUUUCUUGCUGCUUCAUUUUUUGGUCAGAAGGUGAUUUGCGUGUACAAAAAAUGAAACAAAAGAAAACACUGAACAACUUACUAGUAAAAGCUAUAAUGACUCAGAUUGAAUACCACUCAAACCUGGUAUAAAUGAAUUUUGACAGCAAUAAAGCUUAACAAAAUGAACUCAAUAGAACUCUGCCCUAAAAAGACUUUAUAUUAAUAAAAUGUAGCUCAAUUAUUACUUCAGAAAAAUAGAAGGUACACUUAAGAAAACUCAAAGCUAAUCAUUAUUAAUACUGAAUACAACUAUGAUCUAUAUAAAACUGGUAUAAAGCAUUGUCUAAACUUAAUAAUACUGAAACUUAGCAGACAGGAAGUUUACAAAAUUAACUUAAUAAGACUUAGCCUUGCUCAGCUUAACAGAAGGUAACAGCAUUAUAUUACUGGACCUUAACUAUCGUUACAAAAGUUAUAGAUUCUAGUUAUUCAAGAUGUAGCUUAUUCUACUGUUACUGACACAAAAAGAAAAUGAGAAGGUGAACAAUCUGUACGAGAAGUAACAGCAUGACAGUGUACUGGAGGGAUAAAAGUCUCAACAAGCAUAUUGAACUUAAAAGUAAUUUAGUUAUGAGAAAAAAACCCUGGCAACUGCAAAUUUCAUGGAAACAGAAAUUGAGUAAGACUUUUUAGAGAGCAGGGUUACUGAGAAAAAAAAUAUAAUAAGGUGUGAUUUGGCAGACUGCUGAACAGCUGAGUAGCUUCUCUCAAUUGUAUUUUGUGUAAUUUCAUCGGGCAGAUUUGUUAACAUUCUUGUUAAAGAAAUCAGACUAUGUUGAAAUCUCUGACGGGUAAUAAGGCACUGCAUUUACUGCUUUCUAUCUCCUCCAGCAACCGUGAAGCUGUAAAAAACUAGAAUUCAAUCAGAAAACAAAAUUUAUUUUUAAAACCCCCGUAUCAAUACGUUUUCAAGGCAUUCCAACACUCACCGGGAGCGAUCCCCCCGCGCCGCCCGGGACAGGCGCCGUGUCCUGCCGGGAGCGCUCUGCACAGCGCUCGGGCUCCGCGUUCGGGUCCCCGCACGGCUCGGGCCCAGAGCGCCUCCGGGGCGGCUCUUUGGGCUGCGGGAAUGGGAUUGCGCGGAUUUUACCCCGUUUGGAACCUCGCGGCCUGAGCGUUAGUACUUGUUUCUGUGUUUGUUUCUAUCCCUGUGCGCUUCCCGCUCGGCUCUUGUCUCCGCGAUUGCCUCGGGCCAUGAGAUGUAAUAAGUCAGCCAAGACUCCAUUUUCUUCAUGCGGGAAAAGCCAAUUCUUUAUUCACAUCACUUUUAU
Hirundo rustica (Barn swallow) is the source of this 6145-nucleotide messenger RNA. It is a transcript of the gene DHX57, whose product is annotated as DExH-box helicase 57. The record is from RefSeq and is a predicted model, not a curated record. Bases 70 to 4116 code for a protein of 1348 amino acids. Gene Ontology annotation, cellular component: intracellular anatomical structure. Gene Ontology annotation, molecular function: metal ion binding; protein binding; RNA binding. The transcript is spliced from 24 exons. NCBI's taxonomy places the organism in Eukaryota, Metazoa, Chordata, Aves, Passeriformes, Hirundinidae.